CUAGCCUUAUCAUGUAAACGUAUAAUAUUACACCAUUCACAGUGAAGAGACGCGUUAUCUCUCACACUCGUAACUAUUUGAUCGUUUGAACAGAAGAGCUUUCCCCCAUCUCAUAUUUCAAACGCAUCCUUUUCCACCUAUUCUUAUCGAGAUGUCGGGUCAGCGUUUGCAUAAUCGCAUUGCCAUAGUCACGGGCUCAUCCCAAGGAAUUGGCAGAGAAAUUUGCAAUCAGUUCUUCGUAGAAGGCGCUUUCCUUAUUUGCGCUGACCUCAAGCCCACUGGGCAAGGCGAAACAGUUCCUACGCACGAAUGGAUUUCGCAGAAAGGCGGGAAGGCCAUCUUUGUGGAAACAGACGUAAGUAAAGCCGAAAGCUGGAAAGCUCUGGUUGCAAAGGCUGUAGAAGUGUAUGGCAGGCUUGAUAUUGUUGUCAACAACGCAGGCAUAUGCAGCGAAGCAGGGAAUCCGCAGCCCAUCGAUCAAGUCGAAGAAGACGCCUUUGAUGCGCACAUGCACAUCAAUGCGCGCGGCGUGUUUCUCGGCUCCAAAUAUCCUGUUCAGCAGUUCAAGAAGCAGGAGCCGCAUGCCAAUGGCAUGCGUGGGUGGAUUGUCAACUUCGCUUCCAUGGUCUCAAACAUUGGCAUGCAGGGUCUGACUGGGUACACCGCGUCCAAGGGCGCUGUUGCGGCUAUGACAAGGACUAUCGCUUUGGAUGUGGCAAAACAGGGUAUCGUUGCCAAUUGCAUUGCUCCUGGAUUCUCACAAACUGCUAUGCUCGACAACGCACUAGGUGGUGCACUGAGCGCUGCGGCAGAGGGCGUGAAAGCUGCUAUUCCCCGCGGCAUCUUUGGUCAACCGCUGGAUCAUGCAAGGGCGGCAGUUUAUCUUGCUAGUGAUGAUGCGCAGUGGAUUACAGGAAUCACAUUGAACGUUGAUGGUGGCUUAGUAGCGCAGUAGAUGCAGUAGAGCAAUGGGCCAUGAUCUUGUGCAGUAGACACUUCAAGUAGCGCCUGUAGCGAUCCCACAAAAUAACGACUUCUCCGU
Messenger RNA from Cucurbitaria berberidis CBS 394.84, 1042 nucleotides. Its product is annotated as NAD(P)-binding protein. NCBI's taxonomy places the organism in Eukaryota, Fungi, Ascomycota, Dothideomycetes, Pleosporales, Cucurbitariaceae. The record is from RefSeq and is a predicted model, not a curated record. The coding region runs from base 152 to 955 and encodes 267 amino acids. The transcript has 4 exons. Gene Ontology annotation, molecular function: oxidoreductase activity, acting on the CH-OH group of donors, NAD or NADP as acceptor.